Molecule: messenger RNA, 3015 nt
Organism: Dreissena polymorpha
Lineage: Eukaryota; Metazoa; Mollusca; Bivalvia; Myida; Dreissenidae
Product: proline-rich transmembrane protein 1-like
Exons: 6
Coding region: 126-1250 (374 amino acids)
Cellular component (GO): membrane
Source: RefSeq, a predicted model, not a curated record
AAAAAAAUGUGUUGCGAAAUUCAACAGGGAUGUAUCUUAGUUGUGUUUUUCCUUGUUGACUUUUGUUGUUGUUUUGAUUUGUGAUUUUGUAUCAGGUUUAGCUUGUGUGAGGACUAUACAUCACUAUGAGUGCAGCAGAACAAGGUGCACGUGGUGGAGGUGAAAGGCUUCAAGUCUCUGGCUCCCAACAAGAUUGUGUACUGCACAAUGGAGGUCGAGGGCGGAGAAAAGCUGCAGACCGACCAGACAGAGGCCCAAAAGCCCAUCUGAGACACUCAGGGGGACUUCACCACCACCCACCUGCUGCCGGUCGUCAAGGUGAAGCUGUACACGGAGAGCUCCGGCAUGCUCAGUCUCGAGGACAAGGAUCUGGGAUAGGUGCACGUGGUGGAGGUGAAAGGCCUCAAGUCUCUGGCUCCCAACAACAUUGUGUACUGCACAAUGAAGGUCGAGGGCGGAGAAAAGCUGCCGACCGACAAGGCAGAAGCCUCAAAGCCCAGCUGAGACUCUCAGGGGGACUUCACCAUCACUCACCCGCUGCCGGUCGUCAAGGUGAAGCUGUACACGGAGAGCUCCGGCAUGCUCAGUCUCGAGGAAAAGGAGCUGGGAAAGAUGUUUUAUUAUUCCCUCCGCCACCAUCGUACGAGGAGUGCCGUAAAGGUUACCCUCCAUACCAAGCAAACGACCCAGGUCCGUCUGUAGAUCCGGGCAUUCAACUCACAGCUCCACAGUGUCAAACAUGUGGUCAAUCCAUUGGGUACGCGGCUCAGCCGGGUUUUCAAGCUGGGUUCCAACCUCCGCCCGGAUGCCAGCAAGGUGCGCCCCCGUUCUUUUACCAAGGUCAGCCUUGUUACCCAACGCCACAUCCGUACACAGACAGACCUUACCCUAAGGGGUCACACAGUGGUCAGCAGCCUUUCGGACAGCAUAUUCCUGGACAGAAAUAUACUACAACAGAAGUUUUGUUUCAGGUCGUCUCACAGCCUGUUCAACAGCCAGGAAAUGAAGUUACCAUCAAUCCACCUCCAGACUACAUGGCUCUCGCCAUCCUGGCAACCUUAUGUUUUUUCCCGAUGGGGUUUCCCGCCAUAUUCCACGCGUCGACCGCAAACGAGUGUGCGAAGAAAGGCGACAUGAGGACUGCAGAGACAUUUGCUGAGUCCGCACAAGGCCUGAUAAUUGCAAGUUUCGUCGUUGGCGGAAUCGCCAUCAUACUCGUCAUAGUUAAGUUCGGGUUUCUUAGCAAUUAGUCAUUAAAACUCAGUGUCCGUACAAUAUUCUGAACUACAUGAUAUAUGCGGCGGACAAUCGGCCCCAUCGGGAUCAACAACAAAUAGUGUGACCGCAAUGUCCAGCUGUGUGCGUGGCACUGUUCAGUAACUCAAGUGAAAACAAAAUAUACACAAUAAACCUGUUAACUGUAACGUGUGUAAAUUCUGACGAGAACAUGUGCAAAAUCACGUGGCAAAAGGUAACGACGUAAUCUGACGCAUGCAACAGACCUCCAUUAUGUACACACCGGUCUUACUGACCUGUGUUUACGCGAAAGGAAUUGUGGGUAGCACUUCUUUUACGAAUGAAAAGUGAAAGCGAAAGAAGGUCAGAUAAAUCAUGCCACUAAUAAUUGCUAUCCGUCUUAAUAGAGAUUCAAAGUCACAUUUAAACAUAAUACAAUUACAUCUCUUGUAACAACAUUCAAUUUUAAACAUUUCAUUAUUAACAUUUUCAUUCCUACGCAGAACUACUUUGGCGGAAGCAUACAUCCCCAAACCAGGGGAAUUUGAUGCGUCUUAGUAUAGAGGUGACAAUAACGUAGUGACGUCACCAUCUAUGUAUAGAAUGACAGACCUCAUCCCGCCAUUUGCAUGAGAUCAUUCAACAAUCUAUAUGCCCUAUGCUUAUCCUAGACAUGACUAAUCAGCGAAACGAGCAAUGGGCCAUUAUUUGGUGUGUUCUUCUGGUCUAGUUUAACGUUGGUGCCUAUUUGUAUAUAUAUUUAAGUAAAUACUGUAUUGAGCAGCACUUGAUGCAAAACAAACAUAAAUUAAUAAUAUCCUUAGUAAUAUAUAUUAUGUAGUAUGUGACUUUCGGAAAGGCAAGCUUUAUUGAAAAAACAACAACAUUUGGACGACAAUUUUCGCCUAAACUGAUUUUUUAAGAAGAGACUUUCUUUAAACUAAACAUGUCAUAUAAGCGGAAGAGUUGUUCCUGGUUAUCCUGUGCGGGCUAAUCUGGGACGACACUUUACGCACAUGUAUUAAACCCCCUUUCCACAGCGCAUGGUCCAUUUGAAUCCCUGAACUAUGUGGCAGUGUGAUUGCAAUGUUAACUCAUAAAUUAAUUAAUUUAAUAUUAACAACAUUUAGGAUAUGUGAUUCAAGUUCGUAUUUUUUCUCAUUUCGGAUAGUGAAGUUGUAUCUCAGGCAUGCAAACAUACGGGUUGAUAUUACUUGGUUUACUCACCAUUAUUUAAUUGACAGUAUCUUGUACAUAUUUAAUGGCGGGCUUUUUUUAGAUUAGAUCUAGCAUGAUAUGAUGAGCAAAGGUCAAGUCAAAGCUAUACGCCAAUAAGACAUUCACCCCAAGCACAUCGUAGCAUUACGUUUUCAAGAAUUGAGAUAGUUUAAGUGAUUAGCAAGCUUCCUUCCCUCAAUCAAAAGCUUAGGUUUAAACACCACAUGUACCGGAUAGUAGUGUGCUGAAAGAUAUUCUGUUGACAUCAUGCAUGAAAUGCAACCAAUAAAGCAUAUGCGUUAAUAUAAAUUUUGACUUAUCGAUUGAACUGGUUCUGGUGACCUCUGACAAGAGGCCUUGGAAGAUUACGAAAUUCUGAUAGAAUAUGCAAUUAAUUUCCAAAUGUAUAUCAGUCUAGCUAAGUGGACAUUUUGUUAUCUUAAUGAGUUUAUUAGUUAUAACGCUCAGUGAAAGAAACAAUCAUGACAAUCGAAUUGCGUGUGCAUGAAACCAUUAUAUCAAAGAUAUUCAUAAUAAUUAAACUUCUAAUUUUUAAAUUAA